UGUCCACAGACAAGAAGAAGAACAAGAGAAGAACAAGAGAGGGGAGGGAGAGAAGCAACACUGAUAUCAACAGGAAAAGAAGAGAUACCUGAAAGGAGAUUGCAACAGAAAUUUGGGAUUUAAAGGAGAAUUCCACCUAAGAGCUGAGAAAUAAAAGAAGACGUGAUAGAAGAGAGAAAGUAAUUCUUCAGAAAGAGAUUUUAGAGUCACUACUAUGUUCCUCCUUCUCUCAUUGUGCCUGUGUGGUCUUCUGCUGCGAGGUGAUGCACAGGACCGAGCUGCUCUGUGGAAGGGGAAUGACCGAGGUGGGCGAUGCCAGUACACCUUCUCUGUACCCAGCCCCGUCGAGGCCAGCUGCCCGCAGACUGGGGGCCCAGAGGUGGAGGGCCUGAAGACCAGACUCAACCUGCUGGAGGUGCUGGUGUCCCGGCUCACUGGAGGACAAACCGGGGGUCCCCAGGGUACUGGAGCCAAAGCUCAGGCUGAGCUUCAGGAGGCGCUGAACCGGGCCGUGGGGGAGAGGAACCUGCUGCGGGGGGAGAAAGAGCGUCUAGAGAAAGAGUUGGAGGGGCUUCAGCGCAGGAUGGAGGAUAUGCGGAGGGAGACGGAGAAGCUGAGGAACAAACCCUGUCCUCCACAGACCCCCAUGGUGCCACCCAGCACCCCUCUGCAGGAUAGUGGCCUGAUGAGACCUGCUGGUGGUUCCAGCGUAUUGUCUCACCUGAUAAACAGGCCCAACAAGCAGGGAGACAGCAGCAGUUUGAGAGACUCAGCGUGGCAGUAUGGACCUCCAGGCUUUCAGGAGAUGAAGGCCGAGGUGACGGAGGUACCUGCUCCUGACAGCUCUGAGGAUUACACAGGUUGUGGGGUGCUGGUUUCAGUGGCUGAGCCGGUCACUCACAAGAAGGCCGACAACAUAGCGGGUAAAUAUGGUGUUUGGAUGCAGGACCCUGAAGCUGUGCCCCCUUAUGGAUCCAACAUGAUCUGGCGCAUUGACACUGUUGGCUCCAACAUCAGGCAGCUGUUUGGGUAUGAAGACAUGGAUCAACUCUCUAAGGGCUUUCCAUCCAAGGUGCUGCUGUUGCCAGAGUCGGUGGAGAGUACUGGUGCCACUCUGUACAGAGGCUCUCUGUACUAUCAGAGACGUCUCAGCCGCACCCUCAUCCGCUAUGACCUCGCCUCUGAGAGCAUCGCAGCCCGUCGUGACCUCCCCCACGCAAACUUCCACGGCCAGGCCCCCUACUCCUGGGGAGGCUACACGGACAUCGACCUGGCCGUGGAUGAGCAGGGUCUGUGGGCCGUCUACUCCACCAACAAGGCCAAAGGGGCUAUCGUGAUCUCGCAGCUGAACCCGCACAGUCUGGAGGUGAAGAAGAGCUGGGAGACAAACAUCAGGAAGAACUCUGUGGCCAACUCCUUCAUCAUCUGUGGCAAGCUGUACACUGUUGCCAGUUACACGGCCCCCAACACCACCAUCAACUACAUGUAUGACACUGAAAGCAGCCAGGGAAAAGCCAUAGCCAUCCCCUUCAGGAACAAGCACCGCUACAACAGCAUGAUCGACUACAACCCAAGUCAGAGGAAGCUGUUUGCCUGGGACAACUUCCACAUAGUGUCCUAUAACAUCCGGCUGGGUCGCCAGCAGGCCAACUGAGGCCGUCAUGGGUGACUGUUGAAAAGUGACAUUUGCUCACCUGUUCCUGCUUCAGAGACUCAGAGCUUUAGGCCAUAAUAUGUGUGAUAGCAGCAAUUAGAAACCUGACACCACCAGAAUCCAUGUAGAAGAGCCGAACAACCAAGCUACAGAGUGAGAUGAAGAAGUUUGAAGAACAGUGUCGCCCUUUUUUUUCUUCAGUGGGAGGGCUUUUGCUGUGGCACAGUCAACAUGUGUUUUUAGAGGAAUUAUUUUUGUACCGCCUUUCAGUCAGAUGUAUGAUUUUGUUGUUUUCAUGUUAAGCUAUAUACUGUAUAUAUAUAAAUAUAUAUAUAUCUAUAUGUAUUUGACGUUUCAAAGAUGAAGCGAUUGCUGUUGCUCAGUUUCAUUCGCCAAGUGGGAAAAUUACUCCAUAUUAUUCACAACACAAACUCCUGUGGUAGUGCGCUCCCUUCAGUGUUUCACCAAUCAACAUCUUUCGUCAAAUAAACUGCUCUCUCACUCAGCAUGUAUUGAAAUAUUGCAUGUACUUGUACACUGUAGUCAACAUUGUUAAUGUUGAAAUUCAUCAUGAAAUAAACUUCUUAAAUGAC
Messenger RNA from Thunnus maccoyii (southern bluefin tuna), 2247 nucleotides. RefSeq names its product myocilin (gene myoc). The transcript is spliced from 5 exons. Lineage: Eukaryota; Metazoa; Chordata; Actinopteri; Scombriformes; Scombridae. Gene Ontology annotation, biological process: signal transduction; osteoblast differentiation. The coding region runs from base 215 to 1654 and encodes 479 amino acids. Gene Ontology annotation, cellular component: Golgi apparatus. The record is from RefSeq and is a predicted model, not a curated record.